Molecule: messenger RNA, 11456 nt
Organism: Mya arenaria
Lineage: Eukaryota; Metazoa; Mollusca; Bivalvia; Myida; Myidae
Product: unconventional myosin-XV-like
Exons: 58
Coding region: 566-8773 (2735 amino acids)
Cellular component (GO): cytoskeleton; myosin complex
Molecular function (GO): cytoskeletal motor activity; protein binding; ATP binding
Source: RefSeq, a predicted model, not a curated record
AAAAUCAUAAUUUUGUACAAAACUUUGGUGGGUUUGAAGCCAUCUGUCAAUAUAACAGCAGUGUUUAGACACGGGAAUAGCACUGAAUGAAAUGAUUUAGAUGUUUUGUUAUUUUUUAAGUGUCAAACCCCCAUGUACAUGAUAUAAUAACAAAAAAGUAUUAGGAGGAAUUAACAUUUUUGUAUAGUGUGUAUGGAUGGGAUUAUUGCAUAUUACCAGUGUGCUGAAAUAGUUCUCCCUGUUUGCCAACUACCUGGCAUAUUUUGGAGACCAGAAAUUGAGAUUUUUAAGGAAUAAUUCACUAAACCAAACAGAGUGAAGUCGCCUGAUGCGUACAGUUCCAAGUCCACAGGAUAAGUUAUGUUCAUGUGUUUUAAGUGAUACACAAGUCCUGGAUUUAAUUCUGUGCAGACAUGUGGUUGGAUAAUUAAAUAGUGGCCAUAUCAGAUUCACCUGCUUCAUCAUGAAGAAACUGCAUUAUAAGGGCUAGGCACAGUACGGCUUUUACAAGGAUGACAUUGGGUUCUGAGCUCUGUUAGAUAGGGAAAGGAAGAUACAAGUUACCAUGGCAACAACAAAUGGUUAUGGUAACCAUGACGAUGGUGAGGUUGGAGAGCGGGGAGUGGAGGACAUGAUCAAACUAGAUGUUCUGGAUGAGCGUACCAUACUGGAGAAUCUAGAUGCUCGCUACAGCAAUGACCAGAUAUACACCUACUGCGGUAGUAUCCUUGUGUCAGUGAACCCGUACCAUAUGUUCAACAUCUACGGACUAGACAUGGUGAAACGCUAUGAGGGUCAGCCUAUUGGAGCACUGCCACCGCACUUGUUUGCUAUCUCGAGUACAGCUUAUGGCCGGAUGAUGAAAAACACAGAAAACCAAGUUAUCGUGAUCAGCGGUGAGAGUGGCGCUGGUAAGACGGAGGCAACGAAACUGACAAUGCAGUACCUGGCAGCAGUCAACAGGUCUGGGAGUAGCACAAUCACAGAGCAAAUCCUUGAGGCUAACCCACUCCUCGAGUCCUUCGGCAAUGCCAAGACCAUCCGCAAUGACAACUCUUCCCGAUUUGGCAAAUACAUCGAGGUUUUCUUCAAACAGGGUUCAAUAGUAGGGGCUCGGACCUCAGAAUAUCUUCUCGAGAAGUCCAGGAUCGUCACACAGGCCCCGGAGGAGCGCAACUACCAUGUCUUCUACGAGAUGUUGGCGGGAAUGUCAGGAGACCGCAGGAAACAGUUCGGGCUUACAAGCCCCGAGAAAUACUUCUACCUCAAUCAGAGCUGUUUUGACGCUGUUGGUAAAAUACAGGGUGGAAGCUGCACCCUGUCUAGUCGAGAUGACUCGGACAGUUACCGUAUGCUGUGUGACGCGUUCCAAGUCCUCAACUUCAGCAGACAGGAGGAGGAAACAAUACACAAAAUCCUUGCCGCUGUCCUCCACUGUGGCAAUAUCUUCUUCAAAAGAAUCAUGGUUGACAACCAUGACACAGUGGAGAUGGGCAGUUCCGCUGAGGUGAAAUGGAUCUCACACCUCCUGGAGCUCUCUGAUGACUGGCUGAAACAGGCUCUUACACAGAAAGUCACUGAGACAAAAGGUGACAGGGUUCUCACUCCGUACAACAUAGACCAAGCCCUGGAUUCAAGGGAUGCCAUCUCCAAGGCACUGUACAGUCGUCUGUUCACGUGGCUGGUAGAGAGGAUCAACAUGAUUGUGUGUCGAGCUGAGCGUGAAAAGUCAUCCUCGCUUGCUGUCCUUGAUAUAUUUGGAUUUGAGGAUUUCCAUGUGAACAGCUUUGAGCAGCUGUGUAUCAACUACGCCAAUGAGACCCUCCAAUUCUUCUUCAACCAGCACGUGUUCCGACUCGAGCAGAAGGAAUACGCGAAGGAGAAAAUCGAGUGGUCAAAUAUUGAUUUUCAAGACAACCAGCCAGUAAUAGACCUGAUUGCUAGCAAACCUGCUGGGAUCUUACAUAUACUGGAUGAUGAGUGUAACUUUCCACAGGCUACAGACAACUCAUUCCUGGAGAAGUGCCAUUUCCACCACAGUGACAAUGGGCUGUACGGGAAGCCCCGAAUGUCCCACCCUGAGUUCCAUGUCAAUCACUACGCCGGAAAAAUCAAAUAUAGUGUGCUUCACUUCCUGGAGAAGAACAAGGACACGCUGCGCAGUGAUGUCGUUGAACUCCUUUGUGAGAGCAAGAAUAAGAUGAUCGCCCAAAUGUUCAAGGAGAUGAGGGACCGUUUCAUCAACAAAACAUUGAACAAAGCGACUGGCCGGUUUGUGACCAUGAAGCCACGGACUCCAACAGUUGCGGCAAACUUUAGCGAAUCCUUGUUGUCCCUUAUAGACACAAUGUCACGGUGUAACCCCUACUUCGUGCGGUGUAUCAAGCCAAAUAAUGACAAAGCGCCGAUGUCAUUUGAAAGGUCUGUUGUGCUGGAUCAAUUAAGAUAUACAGGAAUGUUGGAAACUAUACGAAUACGGAAAAUGGGCUUCCCAGUUAGAGUCAAGUUCCAUCAUUUCAUCGAAAGGUAUCGUUGUGUGCUACGUGGUGAGCGGAUCCAUGUGAACCACCUGCCGACGGACGUGUGCCUAAUGAUCCUCAAAACCCAGCCCUCCCACCUUGUACACCUAUACAGGAUCGGCGCUACCAAGGUGUUUAUGAAGGAGGAGUUUGAGCACCACCUGGACAUGGAGGCGCGCAAACUGCACACAGAAGCAGCACUUAACAUACAGAAAUGUGUGCGUAUGUACUUGGCGCGGCGGAGGUUCCUCGCCACCCACCGGAGGACUCUUCGGCUGCAGGCAGCAAUACGUAUGCACCUCACAAGGAAGCGUUACCGAACUGUGCACCAUGGAAUUAUUAAAGCUCAGGCCCAGUUUCGUAUGCACAGACAACGCAAGACAUAUCUAAAGACACGCGAAGAGUUACACCGAAAACAAGAACAAGAGCAGUUGGCUAGGCAACGGGAGAACGCUCGCCUCAAAAUGGAGCGUGAACGAAGGGAGCGGGUUCUCCAGGCAGAGCAGAGCAUCAAAAACCUUGACAUUCCUGGGGAACUGGCCUUUGUCUACAACAAACUUGAUGACUGGCGUCCGGCACACAGCGACCGUCACAUCAUCUCGGUGAUUGGGGAUGUUGUUCCUAUGCAGUUCCAGUACAGACUCCCCACAGAUAUCAACUCACAUGCAUUUAGCAAAUACUCCAAUGCAUACUUCAAAGACCCUGACUGGGGUGUGGGUGUAGAGCCCAUAAAGUCAGCCCUUACACAUGUACAGGGCGAACAAAAUAACAGGCAGGCCCUCGCCACCUUCAAACUGAUCCUGAAGUUCAUGUAUGAUGGUACGCUGGGUGACCGAAAGGAGAAGGUACUGGCAGACUACCUUGUGCAGCUGGGACUGCAGAAUGAAGGCCUGCGUGACGAGAUAUACUGCCAGCUGGCCAACCAGACCUGGCGCAACCAGAAGAUUGCACCGGCGGAGCGGGGCUGGCAGCUCAUGGCUCACUGCCUCUCAGCUUUCCCUCCCAGCCAGACCCUCUUCAAGUUUCUACUCAAAUAUGUGUCUGACAUUGGAAUGGGUGGUUACGCAUGGUUCUGCCAGCAUAAGGCCUUGCAGUGCGGAAGCAUUGAACCACAGCUGUGCCGCAUCUACCCACCCUGCCUUCUUGAGUGGAGAGCAGCACAAAGGAAAGCCAACAUGGCUCUUGAAGUCAGAUUUGCAGACAAUGCCACAAUGAUUGGCCAUGUAGAGUCUUGGACAUCAGGGGAGGAGUUCUGCAAACAUCUGCUGAACCUGCGCGGUCUCCGUGAAAACAACCGGGGCUGGACCCUAACGCUGCAAGAGGAUAUGGACUACUAUGAGCUUAUGGGGCUUGACUAUGUGUUUGACCUUGUCAGUGAGAUGGAGAUCUCCCCAGGGUUCCCUGUUUGCCGUUCACACUUCCUUGUCUCGUCUGACCGCACUCGUGAGCCACAAACAAUGCAGCGAAGCCUUUACCAUGAAUCACCUCACAACCCUGAGCGUGAGCGACGUAUGGUAAUGGUUGGCAAGUUGCCAGAACCUCUCAAAAUUGACAUCACGAAGAUUGAGCAGCGCAGUAUGAAGCAGCGUGUUGUCAACGGGGAGGAAGCGGAGGAGAACGGGGUUGAGUUCUCUAUGACGAGUGUUCUAAACAAGCGACCCCAGGGUGUGAGUGUGGAUGGGCUCUCCGACACCAAACUAAACUUGCGCUACACAAAACGGAAGGCAGCACCCAGCCCUCCAAUCGCUAAUGGCCAUAUUAUCACCAACGGUUACAGUAACGGUGACAUUCUAGAUAGUAGCAAUGACUUGUCACAAACACAGCUGAAUAGGCGAUACAAUGGUCUGAAUGGUGAAGACAUUAGCCCUACAAAACUGAACCAAAGGUACUUGCGUAUGACCAAGGUGGCUGGUCGCCAGGGAGGGGCAGCCAAUAAAAUUGCUCACAAGCGAGAUGGGGACAAUGUGUCUGUGGGCACAGGCCAGUCAGACUGGUCACACUGGGUGGAGGAUGUGUUCAGUAAUGCCCUGAAUGAACAUGUGGAUGGGCUGUCUGAUGCCAGGUCUGUGGAACAUCGGCUGAAGGGUGGUGGCAAGGGGGCAGGGGAUGGUGUGCCCGGGCCUCAGUUCCAACAGGUGAGACAGCCAGGAAUGGGUGUCCAGAUGAAUGGUGGUAUCAACAUCCCCAUGCAGCAGAUGCAAGGGGGUGGGAUGAUGAAUGGGAGCCUGCCUAACAUGGCCACAACCCCCAUGGGCAUGACCCCAGGGAUGGCUCCACAACUCACACCCCAGCAACUUGCGGCACAGCAACAAGCCAUGCUCCAGGCUUAUACCCAGGCCCAGCAGCAACAGGCCAUGUUGCAGGCAGCCUACCAGCAACAACAGCAACAACAGCAACAACAGGCACAGGCACAACCAAGCCAGCAGCAGCAGUAUGCUGCCAUACAGACCUCCCUGCAACAACAGCAGCUUCAGCAGCUGCUACAGCAACAACGCCUCCUGCAGGCAGCACUACAGCAACAGAUGCACCAGCAGACAUCACAGGGUGGAAUUUCAUCACAACAACCAAUGAUGUCAUCACAACAACCAAUGAUGUCAUCACAACAACCAAUGAUGUCAUCACAACCAAUGAUGUCAUCACAACCAAUGAUGAUGUCAUCUCGAGCUGCAUUUAGUCCAAACACUAGCUUUAAUGCACCACAAGGAGGACUUCCAUUUGCUCCUGGUCAGAGCACCCAGUCAACAUUCUCAUCCCAGAGCCAACAAACACGCAUGGCUGCUCCAGUCCCCGUCAGCAAUACAGUGAGUUCCCAGCAGAUGCCCAUGACAUACCAGGCAGUGGAGACCAGGGAUGUGACUGAUGGAGCCAGCGGACCUAGACGUGUGUUUAAAUUUCGACAACAGUUUGAGAAAGAGACUGUUAACGGAAGUCAAGCCCAAGAGCGGGUUCCAUCUCCUCCACCACCUCCACCAAAUCAGUUUGCAGACAUCCCGCGGAUGGCCCCCGCCCCACCAGCUCCACCCCCACCCCCUCCUCCCAAAGAGCUACCCCACGUCUUUGACUCUGACAAAGGGACAUUCACUUUCCGGGAUCGUAAGGGUCGGGCACGCACAGUGAGAAUCGGGCGUGUUGUGUGGCCACCACCGCCAGACAAGGAGGAGAAGCAUACUCGGCAGGUCGGGCGGCUCGAGAUUGACGAGAAGGUUCAACGUGAGCUAGACGAGAGAAUGAGACCCACACAGCCCAAGUUGGAAACCCCUAGACAGGAAAAGAAGCCUGAGCCGGCUCGUAAGAAGCAACAGCUGGCAGAGACUGUGCACUUGGCUACACUGCAGCUGCUGGAGGAGAAGAUGGGACAUAAGGAACCGCCAAAACCUCCAACUCCACCCCCACCCAGGAUUGAGACACCACCACCCCCAGUGAAGCAGCCGCCUCCAAAGGUGGUCCAUGCAACACAAACCCAUGUGAUCAAAGAGAUAGAGACCCAGACAGAGGAGGCCCCACCUCCGGAGCGUGACGUGAUUGACUACCGUGCCCUGGAGCUGGUCGUCACGGAGCUGUUCACCCAAAACAAGGACACCUUCCUCACCUACAGCAACGUACCCUGGACACUGCACGUCAGGAAAGAGGUGUUUGUUCCUGGUGAAAGGCUGGACAACCCACUGGCGCUGCACCUUGUCUUCUGUCAGGUGGUACAGGAUGUCUACAACAACGCCUGUAUACGUAUAAAUAAGGAUGAUCGCAUCAAGAUGCGGGGCAUGCUGGAGAGUCAUGGAGUAAAUGCGGGUAACUACCUGUCAGGUUCCUUCAAGAACCAGGUGAAGCGGAUCAUUGUGGACACGGCCAAGGAGUGGCCAACUUACUUCUGUAGGCUCUUCCCAGUUGCUUCGAGUGGCCACCUGGCUGGGGUUCACUAUGUUGGCAUAAGUCACUCAGGCAUCUACCUCGUACAGAGGGUCAAAUCCCUCGUUGAAGAUUACCUUGACGUCGUCGAACACAUUAAGUACGAGGAUGUGGUAGAUGUUGUAAUGCCGUCUCGGACGUCAAUACAGAUCAGCACAAAGAACAAGCCAUAUGUCUUCUAUACAAACCGUGCCCAACAAAUGAAGGAUAUGUUGGAUGAGUACCUCCGUGCUUCAGAUAUGGUGAACAGUUACGUUGUGGCAGUAAAAGAUUAUCUGACGAGUGAGAGUACUCUGCUCUCCUUCCGACGUGGAGAUGUCAUCAAACUCAUGGACGCUGAUGUUGACGAAGGUCAUGUAAAGCGAGGUUGGCUAUACGGCAUACUGAAUGGUGUGGUGGGGUAUUUCCCUGCAGAACUUGUGCGACCUCUGGCAAGACAUGAGGUUGAAGUUGCACGCAAAGAAGCCGUCGAUCGAACACAAAGCUUCCGGAGUCAGCAGCCAGUUGGCCACAUCUCGGAGACCACAGUUCAGCGGGUCAUACAUAAGUCACACAACACCAGUAGGGAAAAUUCACGAGAGAUGGUGCGUGAUUCCCCUAUGUUACGUGAGGCUCUACCGGCUCCCGACAACAGGAGUGAGACGAGCCAGGGGACUGUCGUUCCCGACGGCAAGUUCUCCAUGAUGGAGUUCGCUCUCCUCUCCUACCGUGAAAGCAUGGAGAAGUACGAGCUUGCGCGGGCCAACAACGAUGGUUCUAUGUACGGCACUGUUAAGUCCAUAGAAAAACUGAAACUGCAUAACCUGCACAAGCAUGAGAACAAGCGACGCAAAGGUUCAGGAGACUGGACAUGGAAGGAGCAGGCAGACAUGGUCAAGUGGACACGGUCGCCAAUUCAGAUGUCAUUGCUGAAACUUGAGAGCCAAGAGAUGAACAAGAAUGCAACUGAGUGCUUCAUCUGUAUCAUGAAGUUCAUGGGAGAUUACCCGAUGGCCUCAAACCAGAAUGAGAUUGAUUGUGCCCUGAAAGUUCUGCGGUUCUGCCACAAAUACCCUGAGCUGAGAGACGAGGUCUACUGCCAGCUGUGUAAGCAGACGACAAACAACCGCAGCAUGAAACCGAAAAGUUGCAUCAUGGGUUGGCGUCUGUUUGCCAUUGUUGCAGCGUAUUGCGACUGUUCGGAGGCAUUGAGACCAUAUCUGUUUAAAUAUCUGGAGACUACAGCCUCAGACACUCAGCGAACCUACAGCGGGGCAGCUGCUAUAUGUCUGCAGAACCUUAGAAAAACGUUUAAGUACGGCGGACGGAAAAAUGUGCCAUUGAAGGAAGAGAUCAAUGCCCUGGCUAAUGGGCGUAUUUCAAAGCGGUUCCAUUUCUGCUACAGCGGAUCAGAGAGGGAGGGAGUCAUUCACAUCAGGCCAUGCACGGUUGUGCGUGACGUGGUAGAAGAUAUUGGUAACCGUAUCGACAUAAGCGACCUUGUUGAGGUUGAAGAGUACACAGUAUUCCUGCGCACACGUGAGGGCUCCUUCUCCCGUCUCCGUAAUGAGGAGUACAUCCUGGAUGUGACCACAGAGCUGCUCCGGACCAAUACAGACUACGACCUUGUCUUCCAGAGGACAGUCUGGUACUUCCCAGUAAAGACCACAGACAACCUCCUCUACAAUGAACUCAUGUACUUCCAGACACUUCCAGACUUUUUGGAUGGUCUCCUUGUGGUAACCAGAGAUGGAGCACUUAACAAACAAUAUGAGCGGGAUAUUCAGUUCCUUGCAGCCCUGAUGCACCGUGCGGCCGACCAUGUCAACAUGCCAACCAUUCGUGAGUUGGAUCACCUGUUGCCCGAGAAUGUGCGACUGAUGCCAAGCUACAACAGCCAGUACUGGCUCAACCGCAUACACGAUGAGAUGAAAACCAUCAUGCGGAGAACAUCACCAGAGUGUAUGGCCAAGUUUGUUGAGGUGCUGUCCCACUGGCCACUGUUUGGAUCCACAUUCUUCAGAGUAAAGAAGGUGAUGGUCCAGCCAGAGUAUGGGGAGUGUAUACUGUCCGUGAACCAGGCCGGCAUCAUGUUCCUGGAGCCCAGGUCACAUGAAACCAUACUGAAGUACACUUUCGGGGAGGUGUUGUCAACACGGCGUUACCGUAGUGACACCAACCAGAACUAUUUAGAUAUGAAGCUGGGCAACCUUAUGGUGCAGAAGAUUGUACGCAUUGAAACAGAACAGGGCUCGGACAUCUCAAAUCUGAUUGGCCAGUACAUGCAGGUGAUUAAUCGACAUCGCAAACGGCCAACAGAGCGGGGAGCAAUUACUGCACCUUACCAAACACCACGCGAAAUUUCAUAUUGAUGAAACCUACAUAAUCAAAGGCUAAACAUUGAUAGAUUGUUAUAAAGAACAUGUAAUCAGCCCUAAGAUGGGACAAUGUUAUGUAGAGUUGUUUCGAAUAUGUUAAACUAGUGGUUUAAGUAUAACAUGUUGAAGUUUGUCUAGAUCAUAGCAUGUUGAAAAUGUAACCUCUAUGUGUUCAGGUGUGCCUUGUCAUUCUUUAUGUCAGAUAAAAACAUGCAUCUGAAGUUAAGUAAAAGUGCUAUGACAUUAUUUAUUGCAAAACAUUCUUGCAACUGCCCUCAAGAAAACAGAACAUGUAACUCUGUUUCAGAGACAAAAAUAAUGUACCUGAAUCUUGUGAGUUAACUGUAUGUAUAUAGGUGAACUGUUGUUGAUGUAACAUUCCCUAUCGCCAACAUAUCGCAACUAAAGAAACUGCUGAUUUUGUAACUAUUUUAUAAACUUUAGUGAUAGCUUUAUAAUCAAGCCUAGCUUUGUAUGUACAUGUACAUAUCAUAGUGUAAAUUUAUAUGCAACAUAUCAUAAACCCUGUAAGUACAGGUACCCUCUGUAUAUUACUGAUGUUUAAAUAUAUAUCUGUGAUUUGUUAAAAAUCAAAAUUAUAUCAAUGUUAUGAAAUAUGUCUAAAUUCUAUUGUUUUUACAGCAUUGCCUCAUGGUCCAUAUCAUUUCAUAUUUUCCUUGAUUGUCAGGUAAAACUCAAAAUCAUUCAGGUUGAAUAACACUGGAACAUGUGAAACAGUUGCUUAGGAAAUAUUCAGUGAAGCGUCUUAAACGAUGGCACAGCAUUCCUCUAUGUUGUUUCAAGGUCAUGAGCAUUCCCAUAAUCAGCUCUUACAAACGGUCGUGGUGAAACUUGUUGUUUUUUGUUACUUUGUAGUUUGUAUAUGUUGUUAUUUUUUCAGUAUAAAGUCUUUUUUGUUAUAUUAUAGAAGGGACACAAAUACUAAGCUUUAUUGAGGUUUAUGACUCAAACUUUAUGUUAUGGCUUACUUCAUCUUUUUAUAUUUCUGUAUUUUUUAUGCUGUUGCAUGUGGGGUUUUGGUGAACCGAACUUUUGGACACAAACUGCGUGUUCUUACAUAUCUUUUUUCUGUUAAAUAUUUGUUUAUUGUUUUUGUGGGGUUUUGAGAGUUGUUAAGAAUAACAAAGUAUUUAUUUGAAAAAUAUCAUAUGUAUUUCAUAUGAAGUGAUUACAAUUACUUAAAUAAUAUUUUUCUUUUAUGCUUUUCGUUGUAACCUGGAGUUUCAUCAGUUAUUUAUCUUGCUUUCAUCACGCCUGAAAUAAAAAUAUCUAUUCUUUAUAUUUUGCAUUCUUAUUUUAUGGGCUCGGAUCAUUAAAACAACUGAGAAAUAACAGGCAAGCUAUUUUUCAAAGUUUUGAUUUGUAAGGUUCAUGUACAUACAAACAUUAUUUAUAUUACACACUACAAGAAUAAAGCAGGAUUCCAAUAUAUAUUAUAAGGAACUUAUUGCGUUAGUCUAUACACAAAUAUAUUUAGUUUUGUUUAUGGCGUUAUGAACAUAGCUUUUUGUGUUUUGAUUUUAAGAAUGUUUGAUAUUCAUUCCCGUUAUUUAUACAUUCCUGUGUGUUUUCUCUGGUUAAGGGUGCCAGUUUCAACUUGGAACUGGUGUUGUUGUUACUAGUGUUGUUACUGUUGUUUCUGCCUGUAUGUUACCUCGGACAUUCUGUAUAAAUAUGUACAUGUAUGUAUAAAGCUGUUUUGGCCGUUGCCAGUGUAUUACAUUGUUGUGUGGAUAUCAUAAACAGACGACUAGCUGCUGCCAGCUGCAUGUUUAAAGUCUCCGUAUAUUUACAAAACAAAUGAGGCCUUCGCAAAUGGCAGUUGGUUUUGAUUUUGUACAUGUAGCUAUUUUUUCCAUGUAACUUGGUGUGCCAACGUUGUUUCAGCAAUAUCUGAGCUUGUAAUGUGGGGGUUAUUUAAAGGUUACAGAUUUAUAACAUUUAGAUGAAUGCAUCAGUGGGUUUCUGUGCCUCCUUAAAUACAUCUAUAUAUAUCACUGUGAUUUUGCUUAUACUAAAAAGAACUGGAGCCAAUUUGAUUAAACUUGUAUAAUGUGUUUACAUGUUAUCAUUUGGCCAGUUUGCACAUUUAAAUGAUUUCAUUGGUCAAUAGGAUAUAUUGGAUUACUAUUGGUCAAUCAAUUAACAUUAAGCUUACUUUGACCAAACCAAAGAAUUAUUCAGUUUGAUACAAAAUUGGCUACUACGGUUUAUAGUAUAAACUUUAUACUUUGAAGUUAGUGAAACUACCAUUAUUGUGAAGUCUUCUAUAGAAAUGUCGCGCAUUGACUUUGGGUUGCACAUUGACUGGGGUCAACGUUUUGUGCCCCCCCCCACACAUUUUGUUUGUAAAUAUUUGUGACUGUAUCACAUGUAUAGAUAUAAUGUAUGUGCAAUUAUUUUAUAUUUGAUCUGAACAUGUAAGCAAUUUGCAUAUAUAGCGACCUGCUUAGGUGAUAAAUAUAUUUUUAUAUGGCAAAGAAAAUAUAAUAAAGUAUAUUAUAUUUAUUUUGCCUUUGCGUAUUAUUUUAUUGUUUGGCCUUACAUUGUAAAUUACUUAACCCAGCCCUGUGUAAAUACGCUAUAAUUAGCCAUGAUUAGUUUAUACUACAUUGUAAUUUACUUGAACUAGAUCAUGAUAAAUGCUGAUGACUUA